CAAUACCUAACAUUUUAAAUAUUCAAACUGGGCUACUAUAAUGAUUCACGAUCAAACAAAAACUAAUUCUUUCUACUUCUUGAAAUAUUACCAAUGAUUCCAGGUAUCACAAGUAAAAACAUCACAAGCUAUAAAAAUACUAAUUGUAUACAUAGUGCAGACAGUUUUAAAACCAAAUCUUCGUUUGAGACCAAAAGUGACAUUUAUAAGCAAAUCAGUGUCUCUUCUUCUACCUCGAGUCAAAGCAAGACUUCGACACUUUUAUCUACUCAAAAAAUAGGUGAUUUAAGAACAAAUUUAAGACAGACCAAAUUUUUAAAUGCAAAUGUCAAAUUAUUGGUCAUGGAAGAGGGUGCCUCAAUUACUUUGUCCACAGAGUGUAAUUCAAAGGGCUCCUUCUUAUCCUGUAAUAGUAAAUUGGUUGAAGAAAAGGAAAACUUACCUGAGUUUAUAGAUCCUUUAAGGCUGUUCAGUAAAAGUGGUAAACCUCUGACAGAUCAAAAAGGUCGACCAUUGGCAAAUAUUUUCGGUGAAAAAUUAGUAAUUUUUGAUGAUGAGGGCAAAGUUGUGUCUGAUUUAAGAGGGAAUCAAGUGUUCAACUGUCUUGGAGAGUCUGCAAUUUAUCCCAGUACAAACCUAAACAUUCCUCCUUCUGAUAAUGAACCUGAUAUACCUUUGUUGGACAUUGGUCGAGGUAACAUUCUGUUUCUUUAUGAUAAUACUGGUCAUCCUCUGACGGACUGUUUUGGACGACCACUCCUCUACGCUUCAGGCAAACCUAUGAUAGGUAUGAGAGCAAAAGAUAAAGUAGACAUUAGUAACCAUGAAGGACAUAGCUUAAAGAAGAUUUACAGUAGGAAACCUCUAGAGAAUUUAAUAAGGCAUGUUCAAAUUUUCAACUCAACCGGAAAGCCUUUAACAGAUGGCUGUGGAAGACUACUUGAGGACGCUUCAAUUAUCUGUAACAAGAACGGAAUGCCAAUGUGCACCAGUAAUAGUCAACCUCUUUAUUUCAAGUAUGGAAAUAAAAUUGCAUUAGCCAAAAGAAAAAAUAUAAAUAUGGAUAACAUUGAAGAAAACGUAAAGCUUGAGUCUGAAUUUUUACAAUUAAGUGAUAGUAGAGCUGACCUGACGAGUAUGGCAAUAGAGAAAAGUUUUGAUGGAAUUGGAAAAGACAAAGACGAACAGAAAGUUGGAAAAGUAAAGUUUGCUGAUGGAUUCAUGAGUGAUAGGUUUGUAAAAUACUCCAACGAGAAUGAUAUCCUCGGUUCUGUCGACUUUGAAAACCCAGAUUUGAGCAAUGACUCGAAAACUACUCUUUUAUCCACUGUUGAAAAUAAUGUUGACAAAAACUUAGAAAAUAAAAAUGAAACAAUACAUAUUACUGAUACUCCCAAAACAGAAAAUAUGGCUGAUAUAUUGGAGAAACAAGAAAACCAAAGCAAACCAUUGCUCAGAGAAACUUCUGGGAGUCAAAAAUUCACUACAGAGCAAAAUGUAAUUGUUUUACCUCCUGACGCAUCUGAAAACUUGCCAGAAAAUAAAACUGAAGACAAGCUAGAUCAUAAAACAAAUCUUAAGAAAGAGUCAACAAAUACGGUAUUUCUAUUUAAUGCCACAGAAAAAAUAAAGAAUACUUCUUCAGUCCAUGUGGCACAUUUUGAAGCAAUCAAAGAAGAGCAAUCAAGAUUUAAAAGUAAGUCGCCAAAAAAAAUGUAUUCAUUAAACCUGUUUCAGUUUUUCAAAGACUCACUUUCAAAAACAAGUGAGAAGCAGUGUAUGGAGCCUUAUCAAUACAAUGAAUAUGGGAAACCGUUAAAAGAUAUCCAUGGCAACUUUCUGUAUGAUCGCCAUGGAAUACCCUUGACUGGAGCGCAUGGCAGAAGACUAGGUGAUAAAGCUAGACAAACUUUGAGGUCCAAAUUAAGAAACGUUCCAAAAAAGAAAGUAAAUAUACCUUCUAGGGAUAAAUUUCUUUCACUCUCUCACAAUGAAUCCCAUGAUGAGUUUGGAGAACCGGUAUAUGAUAAAUAUGGACGUCCUCUGUAUGAUCUUGCUGGAAUGCUUAUUUAUGAUAAGUUUGGCCGUCCAUUGACUGAUGCUUAUGGAAGAUCCUUAGUAGAUGCGAUUGGUCAGCCAUUGAUGGAUUGUGAAGGAAGAGUUCUGACAUCAGCAGAUGAAUCGUAUUCAAACACAAAACUAGUAGAUAUUUUCGGGAGAAAGAUAUAUGACAGACGUGGAAGAAUGCUUUUUGAUUCCUUUGGUAGACCGAAGUAUGAUAUUUUCACAAAUGCAAUAUACGAUAACUGCGGGCGUCCCACAACAGAUGCUAAUGGUAGAAUACUCUUUGACUUUUUGAACAAACCCAUUCAGCCUUUCUCUGAAAAACCUCUUUACAAAAACGUAAGAUCACAUUUACCAAAACAUAUAGACACUAUUUUAGCAGUACCUAGCGUGUACCGUUUACUUAAAUACUCCCAACCACUGAAAGAUGCCUUCGGUGGUCCUCUGUUUGAUGAUUUGGGACGACCACUAUACAACAAGAUCGGCAUGCCUCUUUUUGACCGGUACGGACGCCCGUUGUACAAAAGCGACGGAACACCAUUGUGUGAUUGUUAUGGACGUCCGUUAUCUGAAGAUGUCAGAGAAAGUGACGACGAUCAAACACUAAGUGUUGUAGAUUGUUUGAAACUGCUCAAGGUGACUGACGAGUCCUCUAAAUGGAUGUUUAGUAAGAAUAAAGGGUUUAAACCUGAGCAAUCUGAGGUGUCAAAUGUUGUGGAAGUUUGUUGCAAGAGGAGGUGUGGACAGUACGUGUACACCCUGACCAGAGUGACGAGGUUUGCCAGCGGACGACAGGCAUUAGAGAUUCUCGAGGCUCCACUAUCUCAAGCCACAGUAGCUGAGAUGCACCAGCUUCCGGUCGACAACAAACCUCUGGUCUUAAUGGUCGGACAGAAACAUAAGACGACUGUCAAACAAUAAAAUA
Molecule: messenger RNA, 2989 nt
Organism: Macrosteles quadrilineatus (aster leafhopper)
Lineage: Eukaryota; Metazoa; Arthropoda; Insecta; Hemiptera; Cicadellidae
Exons: 1
Coding region: 94-2985 (963 amino acids)
Source: RefSeq, a predicted model, not a curated record